AUGCAUGCAUGCGCUCGCAAGAACGCAACGUGUGGAUACGGCACAUCCGGUACGCCCGAGUUCCUACCGGUUUUCAAUGGAACGUUGAAAUGGUUUUAUGUUAUUCGCGGAAAAGCUUUCGGGCUCUUCCUUGGAGGACACUUUGGAGUUCACGGCAGCCCUCGUCUUCGGUGCCACCGCCUGCAGAACAUGAAGACUUCAAACGCUUUGAUCCAACAACUGCUCAGGGCAGAGGAGGAAGCCGAGCAGAUUGUGCACAAGGCAAGAGAAAACCGUGUCAAGAUGUUGAAGGACGCUCGCGCAUCCGCAGAGGAAGAACUCAAAGCAUUUCGCCUGAAGGAGGAGGAAAGGUUCAAAGUCGAAGUUGAACAGCGCCUCGGUCAGGACGAUUCCCUGACUAACGAGCUCGCAGAUAGGACAAAGGCGGACAUUGAAAUAAUCAAGAAAGAUUACAUGGCGAACAAGGAUGGAGUCCUUGCAUUUAUCAGUGGGAAAGUUCUGGACGUGGACACCGUGAUCGGCCCAAAAAAAGUCUCUAUCCUGCGCAAUUACGCGGAACGAGGGGUUGAUCCAUGA
Eimeria maxima is the source of this 576-nucleotide messenger RNA. Its product is annotated as vacuolar ATP synthase subunit G1, putative. Gene Ontology annotation, molecular function: proton-transporting ATPase activity, rotational mechanism. NCBI's taxonomy places the organism in Eukaryota, Apicomplexa, Conoidasida, Eucoccidiorida, Eimeriidae. The transcript is spliced from 5 exons. The coding region runs from base 1 to 576 and encodes 191 amino acids. The record is from RefSeq and is a predicted model, not a curated record. Gene Ontology annotation, cellular component: vacuolar proton-transporting V-type ATPase complex. Gene Ontology annotation, biological process: proton transmembrane transport.